Messenger RNA from Pygocentrus nattereri (red-bellied piranha), 1427 nucleotides. RefSeq names its product geminin DNA replication inhibitor (gene gmnn). Gene Ontology annotation, biological process: negative regulation of cell cycle; negative regulation of DNA replication. NCBI's taxonomy places the organism in Eukaryota, Metazoa, Chordata, Actinopteri, Characiformes, Serrasalmidae. The coding region runs from base 466 to 1122 and encodes 218 amino acids. Gene Ontology annotation, cellular component: nucleus. The transcript is spliced from 7 exons. The record is from RefSeq and is a predicted model, not a curated record.
GACGGUGCAUGAAGUGCCUAUUAUUAUUAACGAGUUUCACAGCUGUACACGCUCGUGCUGAGAGCUCGGAUCUACACCAUAUACACAGACGGCGAUGAGGACGCUGGAGAUCACGCGCACUCUCUCAGAAACCGCGCAGACGUCAGAGGUGUGUGUGCUGUUAGUGUCGAAACGUGUAAAGAAACCCGUUCAUGCUCCCUGUCGGACUUCUACAGUCACCUUAUAAAAGAGCGGGGGAAACCAAAACAAAGCAGUUGAGGUACGCGAGGCGUUCAGGGUGAGAAAUCCUCUAGGGGUCUCUGCAGGAUUUCAAAGUGGCGCCAAAUUCCGGGAGUCACGUGGUCGACUACAAAGCCGAUACUUAAGCUCGUGGCGCGAUUCUCAGUUCAACACAGCGCCGAGCCGCGGGAGUGUCUGAGUUCAGCGCUUUAUUUCGCCUGUUUUGUAAGUAGUCGUGAAUCAAUCAUGAGCUCUGCCAGAAAAAUGAAGCAAGCAGAGAAUCCUUGUGAAAAUAUAAAGAAGUUUUUUGCAGCACAAGCAUCAGGUGCCUCAUCGGGGAGGAGAACACUGCAAGUCCUUCAGCCAUCUGCAGUUAAUAAGAACCUUGGCAAGAUAACUGGGACUGUGAGGGCUGUUCCUAAGAGGAAGCUGUUGAGUGCAGACCAGGUGAAGGGCUCAAAGAGGGUUAAAGCUGAAGUGGCAGUAAAAACCACAGACCCAGAAAAUGAGAACCUGCCUGAAGGAAUCCCUCAGGAAGCCUAUGAACUGAUGGUCAAAGAAACUCCUUCAUCUGCCUAUUGGAAGGAGGUAGCAGAAGAGCGACGCAAAGCGCUGUUCAAUGUUCUUCAGGAAAAUGAAAAGCUGCACAAAGAGAUAGAAACUAAAGACGAACAGAUUGCUCAGCUGAAAAGUGAAAAUGAUGAACUUCAGGAGCUAGCACAGCAUGUCCAACACAUGGCUGACAUGAUUGAGAGGUUAACUGGUAAAAGUCCAGAUAAUUUGGAGGAGUUGCGAGAGAUUGCCUUUGAUUCAGUGGAUAAUGAGGAUGCAGAGGAGCAGUAUGAAGAUGACUGUGAAGAUAAGGAUGAAGAACCAGACUUGGGUGAACAAAAUGAUGAAUGAAUGCCAAAAGCAGACGAUGCCAUGGCUUCAGAUGCAGAAGUUCCCUCAGAUACAAAACAGUCGGUGCUUUAAGGUCUUGGCCAGUGGUGAUGUAAUUUAGUACAUUUCAACUGCCUGUGUGUUUGACUGCCUUUUGAACAAGAGAUGUGCAAUUACCUUUUGGUUUUAAGUGACAUGCCUUUUUAUAUAAACUUAAUGCUUUGUAAAUACAUUGACCACUUUUAUGACUGUGUAGAUUUGAUGCACUCUCUGUACAUAUGUAAAACUUGGACAUGUACAUGAAUAAAGUGCCAUAUUUUUAUAAA